Chaetomium fimeti is the source of this 2247-nucleotide messenger RNA. RefSeq lists its product as uncharacterized. The transcript has 6 exons. Bases 1 to 2247 code for a protein of 748 amino acids. The record is from RefSeq and is a predicted model, not a curated record. Lineage: Eukaryota; Fungi; Ascomycota; Sordariomycetes; Sordariales; Chaetomiaceae.
AUGUCGUCGACGAGGUGUCUCUACCUCUUGGCCCUUGUGGCUUUAUUCGCCGUCGCCAUGCAGCUCCCCACGCGCCUUGUUGAGCUGAUGGCGGCGGCCGGUGACGUUCUCUUCUCCCUCUGCGUUGUCGUGCUAAUUUUCUUCAUGUCUCUACCUCUCUGGAGCCGCCCCCCUCCAGUGCUAUUAACGGUUGCAAGCUCCUCCAUGUUUUGGACGGUGGGUAUCCUGUUUGCUGUCAUUGACUCCAGGUUCCGUAACGUAGGGUAUCUCGCCAGUUUUGUCGACCUCCACAGAAAUGAGGGGCUUCGGUCAAGACUUGAAGCAGAGUUUAUCAAGCUACGGAACGAGUUCAAGAAGCAGCAAUUGGUUCUCGCCUCUCUGAGCCACGACAUCGCCGCGGUCUGCAAGGAGCACAACAACCACUGUCGCGAAUUCCCGACAGUGUUUUCAAGAGUGUUUCGACCCGGCAUGACGGCGGUAUCUUUCCAGGACGCGGAAUGGGCUGAACCAUACCUUGUCAUCAAGUUGUACUACCACGCCACGGAUCUGAAAGCCGUUUUUCUGUCGUGCAAGGUCGAGGAGCUUCGCUCCGCUGUCCUCAUCAACGAUGACCGCAUUCGACAGCAGUCGGCGGCAUUGGGGGAGGUGCAGCAAGCGGCUCUCGACAUUGUUAAGCGGAUAAACAAGCACAGGGUUAAACUUCACCUCGAGGAUGUGGAGGCAAUUCGGCAGCUCAAGGAUAUGAAGAGGAACGAGACCCGCCGUCUCGACGCCGCCAAUUUGAGACCCACCUGGAUCGAGGAACGCAUCAUGAACCGGUGGCGCGACAAUCUUUCGGUGUCGGAGGACUUUACUCGCCAAACCGUCUGUCAAACCGUCUACCAACCGGUGUUCGAACUUCCACCACAGGCCGCCGCUCGCCAGGCUCUAGAAGUCGAGAACACCCCGGCCGUCUAUCUCCCGGUAGCGGUCACGGUUCCCGCUCCAGGAACCGGUUUCGAGAUCUUGUUCGGGUGUCCUCAGGAGGCUCUGGUCCCAGUUUCCACGCCGGCCCCUGAGACAGAUAUGGUUGGCGUCGAUACUGUUAUGCCGGAUGCGCCCGACUUGAUCGAGGAACCGGAAGAUUUCUCGAUGAUGGACGUUGAUGAGACGGUGGAGGUUGCGAUGGAUAUUGACAUGGCUAACGCGCCCUACGAGCCGCUCCCUUGCCAGGGCUCGCUCACUCUGCCUGCCCCGCCUCUUUUAUCCACCCCUGUGUCGGUCGCUUUCGAAGACACAGCCAUGGAGGUCGAGCGGAGCAGAGAUAUUGAGGUGUUGAUGCCUGUCAUCGUCCAUCAAUCGCCCAGCCCUCUCGCCAGUCCAUUUUCAUCGAUCCCACCUGCUGCUGCUGCCGCACCCGCGAAGGUCAACGCCCAAGUCCAGCCCGCAGACUCUAGUUCGCGCCCGUCCGACCCGUCUCUUCUACAUAUCAACCCCUGUCUAUUUGACGCCACGGUAGAACAGCUCGCGUCCAUACCAAAACCCGAAGUCCCGCUCGCCCCUUCGCAGCCGCCGCAGCAGCAGGUUGGUUUUCCGGUCUGCACUCUAGUUGAAGCCUCGGUUUCGACUCCAGUCACCGUCAGCCUCCCAGCCCCGGAGACCAUCAGCUUCGCCUUCGAAGCUCCUGGACCCUGCAAGACUCGCCGAACCGCAAAGCCCAGGCCCAGACCCAGGCGGAUCCAGGCUCAGGCACCAGCUGCGGCUCCGGCCAAUGCUCCGGCCCCUGAUCCGCCCCAGGUAGCACAGCUCCCGGUCGCUCCCGCUCCGAUCAUCGCUCCCCAAUCCUCGUCAUCGGCGAGUGACAAGGGGAAGGGCAACGCCUCCUCGACCUCCGCCGAGGCCAAGCCUACCCACGAGUUCGACUCUGGUAUGCUGCCUGGCGAGAUUGUCCGCAGUCUCUGUGAGGAUUGGAUUGUGGCCUGCGCGUCUUUCAUGGAAGCUUCUGCCUCGUGUGGGAAUCUCUCGCCUCGGUGGAUUCGUACAUGGAAGCAAAGCACCCUAAUCAGCCUCGGCCAGGAGUUGCCGGCAGACGUCGACGAGGCGGAGAUCGAUCAGGACAGUGCCACGUCCUUGGUGAGGCGCUUCUUCCAGUUCAAUCUCCUCCGAAGGAUGGACGGUCCCGGCAAGGACGGCAAGAAUGCUGUCUUGAGGAAUGUGAAGGAACUUGCGGCAAAGGAGGGUAUCGACUUAGGCCAGGUGGAGAUUUGA